AUGAGCUCCAGCUCCAGUGCCCUGGAUAAGCUGGCGCACGAAAUCAACACGUAUCUCGACAACACACAGGCGACCGGAAGUGGAGACGUGGGUCCCGUGCUUUUUCAUUGGGCCAGAGUACAGAUGGAGAUUCAUGAUUUGAGCCAGCGCAUUCAGCAAAAGAGCAUUGUGCUGGAAGACGGGGCACGAAGCUCAUUACAAGGUGCUAUGUGA
Messenger RNA from Leishmania braziliensis MHOM/BR/75/M2904, 213 nucleotides. RefSeq lists its product as hypothetical. The transcript has a single exon. The record is from RefSeq and is a predicted model, not a curated record. NCBI's taxonomy places the organism in Eukaryota, Euglenozoa, Kinetoplastea, Trypanosomatida, Trypanosomatidae. The coding region runs from base 1 to 213 and encodes 70 amino acids.